AAUUUUAAUCGUAUAUACAUGCAUAAAUUGUAUUAUCAGGUGUAAUAGAAUAAGUAAAAUUUGGGAAGUUCUCAAAUUAAAAUGUUUCAAAAUUUUGUUAUAUAUUGUAAUGGAUUUUGGGGUAUAUGUAUGUGAAUCCUAACUUAAUUAUGUCAACUGAAAGAGUGGUAUGGGUUGAAAUAAUCGAACCCAAGACCAAGGAAUAUAUGUAUGCAAAUUUAACAACUGGAGAAUGUGUUUGGGAUGCACCCAUUGGAGUACCUGUCAAAAAGACUGAUAAUAAUCAAUGGUGGGAGUUGUUUGAUUCAAUAACUAAUCGUUUUUAUUACUAUAAUGCUGCUUCUCAAAAAACAGUUUGGCAUCGUCCUCCAAAUUCAGAUAUUAUACCAUUAGCUAAACUUCAGACUUUAAAACAAAAUACUGAGCCAGCAAUCAAUGAUGAAAAUGACCGUAAAUAUCCCAAAGAGUCAGUGUCAACCCAAACCUCUGGACGAAGUAGAGUUGCUUUACCUCUUUCAUCUAGUAACCAAAGCCUGGGUAAUGUUGAAAAUGUUCCUUCAUUUAAAUUGAUGGAUCCUGUUACAAUUAAUAAGAAUUCAGUUAAUUCCGAAACUCAAACUUCACCACUUACUCCUCGUAGAUCUCAUCAUCAUCAUCAUCAUCACCACCACCAUAAUAAAUACCAGUUACAAAGUAAUGUACCAAGUAGAGGACGACAGGAAAUCAGAGGAAAUCAGCCAAAUGUAUGGCAUAAUCGCACAGCUUAUUCUCAGGAUUCGGGCCGAUCGAGUGAUUCAAGUUGUGUAUCUAUACAUUCAUCUAGUGGAAAGGAUAACAAUGUUGGUUUGUCAAUGUCUGCUAGUACACCAAUAUUUAAAAAAAAGAUUUCUCAGCCAGUUGUUUCACAAUUAAAUCUAAUUCAGCGCAGUUCUUCUAAUGCAUCUCAAUAUCAGUUAUUGUUAGGAAAACAGAAAAGCUUUGAUACUGAUAUCAGUAUUGGUGGAGGUUACAGUCUUGGGAAUGAUAACCGCAAUAAUAGUUGUUCACGUCCUCGACCUCCAGUUAAUUUGUCUUCCAGCUUAUCUAAUAAUCAAAUUAUUCGAAGCCAAAGUUUUGCCCAGAAGUCAAUAGGUUCAAAAAAAUCACGAUAUAAAGAUGAAGAAGACUCUAUGCAUGAGAAAUAUUUAUCACCUAAUGGACUAAUGGGUAUUCCACCACGUCAUGGCAAAAAAUCUGUAGAGUCUACACCUCUGAGCACACGAAAAUGGCACUCACAUUCUGAAACUGGAUCUCCAACUUCAUCUUCUAAAAUUAAACCUUUAACUCCAGAAUAUGCAAAUUUUGCUGCUCCUCCUCCACCUUUAUUAGCUCCUAGCCAUUCGAGCUCAAAAUCAUCAUUAAAUCAGUCCAUUGGAAUGUCAAAAAGUUCUAAAGAUGCAGGGCUAUCUAGUAGUGAUGAUGAUGAUGAAUCUAUUGAAGAUCACAACUCUAGUUCUAGUGUUUCUAGCAGUCCUCCUACAACUGGUAAAACUGACCAAAAAUUCAAAUUGGAAAACAAAAAAAUUGAUAACUUUUCUAAAACGAGACCUAUUUCAAAUCAUUCAAGUUCAUCUAGUCAACGUGGCGAUGGUUUAAGAAAAAGUGUUAGUCCUUCUACUUCAGAUAAAAAAAUAAAUCCAUUAUAUAGUAAUAUGGACAUGUUUGAAGGAAGAAUUUUACCAAUUCAUCAAUAUAUUUUAGAACAAAGAACAUUUUCAGGUUCAGAAGAUGAAGAUGCUGAAAUUGAAGACCUAAUUGGUGUAAUGGGCACAGCUACUGGAUAUGACAGCGAUGAAUUUGCUGAUGAUGAAGGUGCUAUUAGUCAAGGUGAACAAUCAAGUUCACCAUCACCAUCAAACACAUCAUCGAGACAUUAUUUAAGAGAUGAAUUAGACUAUGACCAUUUAACCGCUAUGCGAAUCACACAACCUCGUAGUUACACUAAUGAUGGUAGGGUAUGUGAUUAUGUUGUAGAAUCUGCUGGCAAUAGUCAACAUUAUUACAACACUGUUACAAAUACUUUAGCAACGCAAAGAUCUGUCAAUCUAGUCACACCAUCUAUUUCUGAUUCUUUUAAUAGCUCAGUUUCAACUAUUCCACUAGAAACUCAACACACUUCUUUAAGAAGACGGAAAGAUCAGUAUGUUCAUCCUCCUACAGCUUUAUAUUCACCAAUUAUGGAAAAAAAUGAAUUUUUAUUGGCUCGUUAUUCAAACACCAAUCGUAUGAUACUUCAUCCUUCUUUAUGUCAAGAUGCAUAUUCUCGAUUGCCUACCUAUUACUAUAAUCAGGUAUCAAGGACAUUAUUGAAUUGUGAAAAAAAAACUACAUCUGAAAGUGACAUUGAAAAAUAUGCCCAGGACAAUUUGAAUAUACACACUAAAGGUAUAUUCCGCAAGAAGUUUUCUGUCAGAGAUAUGUUGUCAUGGUCAAAGGAUCCAAUUCGUAAACCUAUGUUGGUACUAUCUGAUAAAUUAUUAAAAAAAGAAGCAUGUGAUCUUUUCAAACUAGUUCAAACUUAUAUGAGUGACCGUAAAGCUAAGUUAGGAAUGACUUUAAACAGUGUUGCUUUAGAUAUCUGUAUGACUGGUUUUAUGAAACCAACUCUCAGAGAUGAAUUAUACAUACAAAUAUGUAGACAAACCACUGAAAACCCUAGAAAAGAAAGUUUACGUCGUGGAUGGGAACUUCUAGCAAUUUGCUUAUCUUUUUUUCCACCAUCCCCAAAACUUCAAAAAUACUUAGAGAGCUACAUGGAAAGACAUAGGGAUCCUGGAUUAGAUAGUUAUUCAACUGAAGUUGGAAGAUGGCCUGUACAUGUUCAAGUUAGCCAUUAUGCUAGUGUAGCUACUAAAAGGCUUCAUAGAGUAGGAGUAAAUGGAAAAAAAGCUGUCCGUAGACCAACUCUCGAAGAUAUUGAACAAUCAAGGAUGCAGAUUUUUAGACCUAGUCUUUUUGGAAAUACUAUUAUUGAAGUUAUUGAUCUUCAAAAAGAACGAUUUCCACAUCAUAAACUACCUUGGGUACAAACCACAUUAUCAGAUUUGAUAUUAAAACUUAGAGGAGAUCAAACGGAGGGUAUAUUUAGAGUUCCAGCUGAUAUGGAUGAAGUUAUGUCUUUAAAAAGUCGCUUAGAUGUAUGGGAAGUACCAGGUCCUGAAGAUUUAACUGAUGCACAUACUCCUGCUUCUUUAUUAAAACUUUGGUAUCGGGAGUUGUAUGAACCACUUGUACCUGACCACAUGUAUGGAGAGUGCAUUGCUGCUCAUCAAGACCCAAGAAGAGCAAUUGCAAUUAUUCAUCAAUUACCCCCUAUUAAUAAAGCAGUGUUAUCAUACCUUAUUUAUUUUCUACAAUUGUUUACAAAACCUGAAGUUGUUCAGGUUACUAAAAUGGAUGCUAGUAAUCUUGCUAUGGUAAUGGCACCUAAUUGUUUACGAUGUACAUCCAUUGAUCCUCGUGUAAUAUUUGAUAAUGCAAGAAAAGAAAUGGCUUUUAUGCGAUUAUUAAUUUUACAUUUUGAUGCAUCUUUUAUGGAAGGUAUUUUUUAAAAAAUUUAAUUUAGUUCCAUAAUUUACCCAAUUUUUCAAAAAUUAAUUUUGGGGACCACUUAUACCAAAGUUAAAUAUCAUGGCUAGAAGCACAUUAAAUUUAGCUAUUAUUAAGGUAAUUUUAACUGUAUUUUAUUAUAGUACUUAUGUAACUCAAACGUUUGAUGUUGAUUGGUAGUUUAGAUAAGUGUUACCAUGAGUAAUUAACAUUAUAACAUUAAUUAUUUUAAGAUCAUUUCCUUAAUUACUACUUGUUUUUGAAAUCCCUCCCACUGCCUAUAUAUUAUGUUAUUUUUAUCUUAAAAAAACUUAUUUACACACAAUAUUUAUGUUAAGAAAUUAAACUGUUAAUAUAUAUAUUUUUGCUGUAAUUGUUUCAACUAUUAGAAUGUAAAAUGUUAUUAUAAUAAGGUAAACUUCUUUUAUAGAAGUUAAAUACUAUUAGAUUAAAUGCUAUGAUGUAUUAUUUUAACAUUUUAAAGAUUACUUUACAAAAUUUGAUUGUUAGAAAUUGAUUUAAUGAUAUGUGUUCUCCGAUAGUGUUGAAAUAUAUGUUAACUAAAAGUUUUAUUUACAUUUAAACUAUACAUAUAUUCAUGCUUCAUCUAUUUUCAUUUUACUUUUAAAAUUUACAUUUGUAUCAUUUUCCAAAGUAAUGAACUUAUAGUUUUUUUAUUUUUAUUUUGAACAACUUAAAACAAAAAUGUAUUAUUGACUUUUUUAUUUAUACUU
Molecule: messenger RNA, 4322 nt
Organism: Daktulosphaira vitifoliae (grape phylloxera)
Lineage: Eukaryota; Metazoa; Arthropoda; Insecta; Hemiptera; Phylloxeridae
Gene: RhoGAP93B
Exons: 17
Coding region: 126-3590 (1154 amino acids)
Biological process (GO): signal transduction
Cellular component (GO): cytoskeleton; cytoplasm
Molecular function (GO): protein binding; GTPase activator activity
Source: RefSeq, a predicted model, not a curated record